AUGAGCACCGAUUAUGAUUGCGCCGACCGUCUCUACUUUGAGGAGCUCAGUUACGAGCGUGUGAUGGACAUCUACGAACUUGAACACUCGUCUGGUGUUAUCGUGUCCGUGGGCGGCCAACUCCCUCAGAACAUCGCUCUUCGCCUCCAGGAAGCCGGUGGCGCUAACGUUCUCGGAACCGAUCCCAAGGAUAUCGAUCGUGCCGAAGACAGGCAGAAGUUCUCUGAGAUCCUUGACAGCAUUGGUGUUGAUCAGCCAGCCUGGAAGGAACUCACAUCUGUGGCUGAAGCCGAGGCAUUCGCCACACAGGUUGGGUACCCCGUCCUCGUCCGUCCCAGUUACGUCCUUUCCGGUGCCGCCAUGACUGUUAUUCGCAGCCAGGAGGAUCUCAAGGACAAGCUCGAGGCCGCCAGUAACGUCUCCCCCGACCACCCCGUUGUCAUUACCAAGUUCAUCGAGGGCGCUCAGGAGAUCGACGUCGAUGGUGUCGCCUCUGAUGGCAAGCUCAUCCUCCACGCCGUUAGCGAGCACGUUGAGCAGGCCGGUGUUCACUCUGGUGACGCCACCCUUGUUCUCCCUCCCGCCAACCUCGAGCAGUCUAUCAUGGACCGUGUCAAGGAGAUCGCCGAGAAGGUCGCCAAGGCCUGGAAGAUCACUGGCCCCUUCAACAUGCAGAUUAUCAAGGCCGACGACCCUGCCGGCGGCGAGGCUGCCCUCAAGGUCAUUGAGUGCAACCUGCGUGCUUCCCGUUCGUUCCCCUUCGUCAGCAAGGUCCUCGGCACCAACUUUAUCGAUGUCGCCACCAAGGCACUCGUCGGCCAGCAGGUUCCCGAGCCCGUCGAUCUCAUGGCUGUGAAGCGCGACUACGUCGCAACCAAGGUUCCCCAGUUCUCCUGGACCCGUCUCGCUGGUGCCGACCCCUUCCUCGGCGUCGAGAUGGCCUCCACUGGUGAGAUUGCCUGCUUCGGCAAGGAUCUUGUUGAGGCCUACUGGGCCUCUCUCCAGUCGACCAUGAACUUCCGCAUGCCCGAGCCUGGCGAGGGUCUCCUCUUCGGUGGCGAGCUUUCCGAGGCAUGGCUCACCACCAUCGUCGACCACCUCGCGCCCCUUGGCUUCAAGCUGUUCGCCGCCGACGCCGAGGUCAAGCGCUUCAUCGAGUCGUCCGCCAAGGGCGGCGCCUCGGUCGAGGUCAUUGAGUUCCCCAAGGAGGACAAGCGCGCCCUCCGUGAGGUCUUCCAGAAGUACGACAUUCGCGGUGUCUUCAACCUCGCCCGCGCCCGCGGAAAGACCGUCAUGGACGUAGACUACGUCAUGCGCCGCAACGCCGUCGACUUUGGCGUUCCUCUGUUCAUGGAGCCCAAGACCGCCAUGCUCUUCGCCCAGUGCAUGGCCGAGAAGCUCCCCCGCGCCGAGGGUAUCCCCUCCGAGGUUCGCCGCUGGUCCGACUUUAUCGGUGGCAAGCCGCUGUAA
Messenger RNA from Verticillium nonalfalfae, 1470 nucleotides. Its product is annotated as carbamoyl-phosphate synthase (glutamine-hydrolyzing) cpa2. Gene Ontology annotation, molecular function: metal ion binding; aspartate carbamoyltransferase activity; ATP binding. The transcript has 2 exons. Gene Ontology annotation, cellular component: cytoplasm; cytosol. Bases 1 to 1470 code for a protein of 489 amino acids. Lineage: Eukaryota; Fungi; Ascomycota; Sordariomycetes; Glomerellales; Plectosphaerellaceae. Gene Ontology annotation, biological process: UTP biosynthetic process; 'de novo' pyrimidine nucleobase biosynthetic process; L-citrulline biosynthetic process. The record is from RefSeq and is a predicted model, not a curated record.